AUGAAACUAUUCUGGUUUGAACAUCCAUCUGUUAGAGCAAUAUGUGCAUUUGUGUUGUUUACAAUUAUAGCAAUGACUAUUGGCAUAAUUACAGUUUGUCUCGGUCUUCCAAAACGAUCAGAUGAAAAAUGCCAAAUCCAAUUCAAACGAACUUCUCAAACUGUAAUUAUACAUGAUUCUCUUCCGCUACAUGUGGCUAUUGGGGAUUUUAACAACGACACUAAUUUAGAUCUUGUAAUUGCUAAUUCUGGUACUAGCAAUAUUAGUAUUCGUCAAGGUUAUGGUAAUGGAACGUUUUCAUCGGAAAUUACUUAUUCAACUGGAUUUGAAUCUAGUCCAUAUUGGGUCGCUGUUGAAGAUUUCAACAAUGAUACAUUACUUGACAUUGCUGUUGCUAAUUAUGGUACUCAUAAUAUAGGCAUAUUUCUUGGACAUGGUAAUGGAUAUUUUUCAGAUCAAUUAACAUUUUCAUUAGGCUCUUCUCGUCCUGUAUCAUUAGCCAUUGGAGAUUUCAAUCAAGACAAACAAUUGGAUAUUGCUGUAAUUAACAAUGGUACUUUUGAUGUAGUUAUACUACUAGGUUAUGGUAAUGGGUCCUUUCAAAUACAUACAUCUUAUCAUAUGGGUUAUGAUUCAAUGCCAUAUUCGAUUGAUGCUGCUGAUUUUAAUAAUGAUCAACAACUUGAUCUUGUUGUUGUUAAUUAUGGUACUAGUGACAUAGCUUUACUGUUAGCCACUGGAAAUGGCACAUUUUCAAUUAGAAAAUAUUCAACUGGAAAUGGUUCUCAUCCAUGUUCAGUGGCUACUGGCUAUUUUAAUAAUGACUUUUAUAUUGAUAUUGCUGUUGUUAAUUCUGCUACUGAAACGAUUAGUAUACUUGUUGGAGAUGGACAUGGAACAUUUAUAACUAAAGCAACAUAUCCAACUGGUUUCCAAUCUAAUCCACAGUUUAUUGCUGUUGGUAGGUUUAGUAAUGAUAAUGCAAUUGAUAUAAUCGUUGCAAACUCAGGAAAAGACAAUGUAGCUGUACUCGAAGGAAAUGGAGAUGGGACAUUUUCCACUAAAGCAACCCAUUCAACAGGAUAUAAUUCCAAUCCAUGUUCAUUAGCCGUUGGCAUUUUCGCCAAUGACAAUAUGUCAGAUCUUGUUAUCGUCAAUAAAAAUAUUAAUUCUAUUCUUAUACUUAGAUCAUAUACUAUGAAUCUCACUGCAAAUCAAACAAGGUAUUCAAUGGAUGAAGAGUCCUUUCCGAAAUCUAUCGUUGUCGAUGAUUUCAAUAAUGACGCAAAACUCGAUAUUAUAAUUACCGACACCAUUGAUAGCAGUGUUGAUUUAUUUAUAGGAUAUAGUAAUGGCACUUUUGAAUACCAAGAGGCUUUUUCGACCUUAGAAGAUAAAGUUACUCCUUAUUUGAUUACUGUUGGAGACUUCAACAAUGACAAACAACCUGAUAUUGCUGUAUGUAUGUUGUUGAUGAAUGAAGUACGUAUUUAUUUAGGAGACGGCCAUGGUUAUUUUGAAAAAGGAUAUAUAUACUUAGCUGGCAACCGCUCAAUACCAUCUUCAAUUACUACUGGUGACUUCAAUAAUGAUAGAAAUCUCGAUAUAAUUGUAGCCAAUGAUAUUGGUGAAAAUGUAGCUAUUUUGCUUGGAUAUGGUAAUGGAGCCUUUGCACAAGCAAUAAAUUAUCCGACUGGAUAUUAUUCUCCGUUAUUUAUCUCUGUAGGUGACUUUAAUAAUGACAAUUUGUUGGAUUUUGCUUCUGCUAAUUAUGAUAGUCAUAAUCUAAGCAUAUAUUUAAGCAAUGGUAAUGCAACUUUUCAAAGUCCCAUUCCAGUGUCGACUAGCAUUUACUAUGCAAAAUUUCUUACUGUUAGAGACUUAAAUAAUGACGCACGAGACGAUAUCGUCGUCACUUUUCCCGACUCUUCUACAAUUGGUGUUUUUCUAGGAUAUGGUGAUGGAAAUUUUCAAGAUAUGAAAACCUAUUCGACUGACGUUGGAACUAGUCCGUAUCGUGCUGUUUUAAGUGACUUUAAUAAAGACGCUGUAGUAGACAUUGCAGUCUUGAAUCCGGAAAAUAGCAGUAUCAAUGUAUUUUUUGGUAACAGUGACGGAACUUUUUCGAGAAAACUCACAUUACAUAUUGAGUAUGCAUUUGAUUCCUAUUCCAUAGCCAUUGGUGAUUUUAACAAUGAUAAAGAAGAUGACAUUGUUGUGGGCAAUCUUGGCAGCAAUGAUUUAAGUGUACUUCUCUUACAGUACCAGCCUAGUUUUGUAAGUAGUUCGGUUUAUCGCCAAGGAUCUAGUUCACAUCCAUCGUCAGUUACUAUUAGUGAUUUCAAUAAUGAUCAGCAGAUGGAUAUUGUUAUUACUAAUGCUGGCAAUGAUACUGUACAAAUAUUGCUGGGUUAUAGAGAAGGAACUUUUACGAACAUAAUUACUUAUUCAACAGGCAUUAAUGUACAUCCACAGCAUGUAGUUGCGGCUGAUUUCAAUAAGGAUAAUCAAUUAGAUAUCGCCGUGAUUAAUUAUUGGACUAGUGAUCUACGAGUAUUUCUCACUUCUGGUACUGAAACAUCUGCCGUAGCAAGUGAAUAUGCCACUGGAUACAAAUCUUUCCCGAGAUCUAUUGCUGCUGGUGACUUUAACAAGGAUGGCUGGAUUGAUGUUGUUGUUGCUAAUAGUGCUACAAAUAACAUAGGUGUAUUUCUUGGAUUCGAUUAUCCAACAUUCAGAAGUCAUAAUAUUGUUUUACAAAAGCGUGAUUCCAUACCAUACUACGUUGCUAUAGGUGAUUUCAAUAAGGAUUCUCAAUGGGAUAUUGCUAUUGCUUGUCGCAAAACGAACAAUAUAGCUGUGGUUUUGGGAAAAGGAAAUGGUACAUUUGCAAAAGAACAGUUAUAUGCUCUUCCGGUAUCAGCUGAUCCACGAUCAUUGGUGAUUGGUGAUUUUAAUAACGACAAUAUAUCAGAUAUUGCUAUUGCUAAUUCGCGAAAAAAAAGUAUAAGUAUACUUCUUGGUAAUGGUAACGGAACAUUUGCUCCACACAUGUCACAAAAGACAAUCGACGCAUCCCCAGUUUCUAUUGCAGUUGGUGAUUUUAACAAUGAUAGUAGACAAGAUAUCGUUGUAGCCCUUGAAUACGCUAACAGUAUUGGUAUAUUUAUUGGAAUUGGGAAUGGAUCAUUUCAAAAUCAAAUAUCAUAUCAAAUGCCUCGUGAAUCAUCACCAGUAUGGGUUGCUGUUGGUGACUUCAACAAUGAUAAUGUUCAAGAUAUAGUUGUUACCAACUUUUACGGACAUAGUGUAGGCAUACUUUUAGGUUAUGGUAAUGGUUCUUUCACACAUGUAACAGUAUUUUCAACUGGAAACAGUUCUGGCCCAUGUUCAAUUGCUAUUGGAGAUUUUAACAAAGACAAUAGGAUGGAUAUUGUUGUAGCCAAUAGAAAUGCACGAAAUGUUGGUGUAUUUUUAGGUUAUGGUAAUGGAACGUUCUCAUCACAGAUAACAUAUACGACUGGCUCUGGAUCAAUGCUAGUGUCAAUCGCAGUGGAUGAUUUGAACAAUGAUACAGUUCUUGAUAUUGCUAUAUCAGAUUUUCGUGGUGGAAGAGGUAAUAUUGGUGUAUUAUAUGGAUUAGGUAAUGGAAAAUUUUUAGUACCAAAAAUCUAUUCAACUGGUGUUAAUUCAGACCCAUCAUCACUCGCAAUUGGGGAUUUUGAUAAUGAUGGUCGACAAGAUUUUGUCGUGAGCAAUUCGAAGAAGAACAAUAUAGGUAUUAUGCUUCAAGAUAAAAGUGAGCCUUUUGGAAAACAAACGAAAUAUUCUACAGGUGACGAUUCUAGUCCAUUUUCAGUCGUUGUUAGUGAUUUUAAUCAUGAUGAUCAACUAGAUAUUGCUGUUGCAAAUUCUAAGGCAAAUAAUAUUGGUAUUUUUCUCGGACAUGGAGAUGGACGCUUUACACUACACAAAACUUAUUCUACUGAUCUUUAUUCAGCUCCUGUAUCUAUUGCUGUUGAAGAUUUCAAUCAUGAUGAACAACUCGACAUUGUUGUAGUUAAUUCUAAUAAAAGCAAUGUCUGCAUAUUUCUUGGUAAUGAAGACGGAGAUUUUACAUUUUUACAAUGUUAUGUAACGGGACAAAGCUCUGAACCAUCUUCUGUUGCUGUUGCGGACUUGAAUAAAGACAAUCAAACGGAUAUUGUUGUUGCUAAUAGUGGCACCGAUAAUGUGCUUGUUUUCUUUGGACUAGACAACGGAACUUUUUCAAGUCCAAAGUCAUACUCUCUUGAUUAUGAAUCUCAUCCAACAUCAGUUGCUAUUGGAGAUAUUAACAAUGAUACUUUGUUGGAUAUUGUUGUUGCCAAUUACGGUUCGGAUUAUGUGGAAAUACUGUUGCAGACUUGUUGA
This is a messenger RNA of Rotaria sp. Silwood1, 4413 nucleotides long. The record is from the annotation of a GenBank genome assembly. Lineage: Eukaryota; Metazoa; Rotifera; Eurotatoria; Philodinida; Philodinidae.